This is a messenger RNA of Nelumbo nucifera (sacred lotus), 1219 nucleotides long. Its product is annotated as expansin-A4. NCBI's taxonomy places the organism in Eukaryota, Viridiplantae, Streptophyta, Magnoliopsida, Proteales, Nelumbonaceae. The record is from RefSeq and is a predicted model, not a curated record. Gene Ontology annotation, cellular component: extracellular region. Gene Ontology annotation, biological process: plant-type cell wall organization.
ACACCCCCCACGCCUCCCCCCCCCCUCUCUCUCUCUCUCUCUAUCUCUGAUCUCCUAGAGAAAUGGCUACUGCUACUGUUAAUGUGGUUUCUGCUGUUUUGCUUAUCUCGUUUUUGACGCUCGUUGACGCCAGAAUCCCUGGCGUUUACACCGGAGGGCCAUGGCAGAGUGCCCAUGCUACUUUCUACGGCGGGAGCGACGCUUCUGGAACUAUGGGAGGAGCUUGUGGAUACGGGAACCUGUACAGCCAGGGCUACGGCGUGAACACGGCCGCGUUGAGCACUGCCCUCUUCAACGCCGGCCUGAGCUGUGGCGCAUGCUUCGAGAUUAAAUGCGCCAACGACCCUCAGUGGUGUCAUUCCGGCAGCCCCUCCAUCUUCAUCACGGCAACUAACUUCUGCCCGCCUAACUACGCUCUCCCCAACGACAACGGCGGCUGGUGCAACCCUCCUCGCCCUCACUUCGACUUGGCCAUGCCCAUGUUCCUUAAGAUCGCCGAGUACAGAGCUGGAAUUGUUCCCGUUGCCUAUCGCAGGGUACCAUGCCGAAAGCAAGGAGGGAUCAGAUUCACGAUCAACGGGUUCCGUUACUUCAACUUAGUUCUGAUCACAAACGUGGCGGGAGCAGGUGACAUUGUGAAGGUGAGCGUGAAAGGAUCGCAGACCGGGUGGAUGAGCAUGAGCCGUAACUGGGGCCAGAACUGGCAAUCAAACGCAGUCUUGGUGGGUCAGUCCCUGUCGUUCCGUAUCACCGGCAGCGAUCGCCGCACCUCCACUUCCUGGAACGUCGUUCCCUCCAAUUGGCAGUUUGGCCAGACCUUCACCGGAAAGAAUUUCAGAGUCUAGUUUCCUUUUUUUUUUGGCUUUUUUCAAAUUUCCCGCCUCGGGAAUUUUAAUUUCUUUGGCGCCGUUUUAGAAGCUGCUCUUUUCUCUUUUCUUUUUUUUUUUGUGCAUUUUUAUUGGAAAGUGAAAGCAAAAGAGUGAAGGGGUUGAGUGAAGUGGGAGAAGUCUGUGUAUGUGUGAGUGUGAGAAUCUCUUUUUGACUGUGAGCUAGGACGGAUUGUUAGUUUACUUUUACCAGGGCUGAGGUGGUUGCAAAAAUAUGUAGCCCGCAGCCUCCAUAGGUUAUAUGUGUUAUAAGCUCUUAGGUGUUAACCAUAUAAAUAUAUGUUUCCAUAGACUUUGUUAUAUUAAUAUUAAGGUAUGAAUGAAUGAAUUAA